AUGACGGACAUCACCAAGAUGUUCCGCCAAAUCGGAGUACAUCAGGAUGAUUGGCCGCUCCAACAGAUACUUUGGGCCGAUGCAAAUGGGGACGUCACCACAUAUCAGCUCACCACCGUCACGUAUGGAACUAGAUCCGCUCCAUUCCUUUCCAUACGUGUCUUGAACCAGCUCGUGGAGGACGAGGGCAGUAACUAUCCUCUCGCCGUGGAGCCGCUCACGAAAGGACGAUAUGUGGACGAUAUUUGCGGAGGUGCUGACUCGGAGGAGGAGUUACUCAAGACCGCUCAUCACGUGACUCAACUUUGCCAAUCAGGCGGCUUUCCGCUGGUGAAAUGGCACUCCAACAGUGCAGGUCUGCUCAGCACACUCAGGUUGGACAGCACCUCCCACGAUCAAAAGGUGAUCGAGGACUCGCUCACCAAGAUCUUAGGGGUCUCAUGGCACCCAGGAACGGACAGCUUCACGUUCUCCAUCGCUCGGCCUGGAACCAACUCCAUCUCAAAACGAAUCAUUCUGUCGGAAACCGCUCAGCUCUUCGACCCACUUGGCUUCCUCGCGCCAGUGGUGGUACGAGCGAAAAUACUACUACAGGCGCUCUGGAUAGAGAAACUGGGAUGGGACGACCCAGUUUCCCCGACAACAGCACAUCGAUGGCGACAGUUCAGGGAUGAGCUCAACCAGUUGUCGGAGGUCACCGUGCCACGAUGGCUUGGACUGCUCAAGGGCUUCGACGUGGAAGUCCAUGGAUUUUCCGACGCAUCCCAGGUGGCUAUGGCAGCUGUCAUUUACCUGAAGGUUCCGCACCUACCUGGAAAUGGUAUCACGCUCGUCUGCUCCAAGACUAAAGUAGCCCCGCUCAAACGGCUGACCAUCCCACGCCUGGAACUUACGGCUGCCCUGCUCCUAGCCAAGCUCAUACGUUACGUUCAGGAUCAGCUCAACCUCAGAGCUGCGCCCACCUACCUCUGGAUGGAUUCCUCCGUAACGCUCACAUGGAUCAGCUCCCACCCAUCACGAUGGAAAGAAUUCGUGAGGAAUCGUGUCGCUCUUAUCCAAGAGCUAACUCAGCCAACUCACUGGAGGCUGGUGCCUGGCAAGGAGAAUCCAGCAGAUUGUGCUUCUCGAGGUCUCACCGCGCAACAGUUAGUAGCACAUAAGCUGUGGUGGACAGGCCCACCAUGGCUACAACAGGACAGCUCAUCUUGGCCAACUCACGUUCUAGAAAGGGACCUCAAUGUGGACCUCGAAGAGAAACCGGGGCAGAUUUACUACGGCGCCGCUCAGCAAAUAGCUAUCUGGGAUCUCAUCGAUAGGUUCUCUUCGUUCAACCGACUACUUCGGAUCACCGCAAUCUGCUCAAGGUUCAUCGCUCGGCUUAGGAGGGUUCCUAAUACGUCACUCCAUUAUCCGCUCACGCUCAGCGAACUGGAAGACGCACGGCUCCUUUGGAUCAAGCUCACCCAGACAGCUCAUUUCAGGGAGGAACUACGGAUCAUCUCUCGCGGGGAGAAAUUCACCAGGUCCCAUCCGCUCACCAAGCUCACCCCGUUUAUCGAUCGUCAAGGGAUCCUGCGUGUUGGUGGACGGCUCAGGUUCGCACAGCUCGACCCCGAGAGCAAAAAUCAAGCAAUCAUCCCAAAGGAAUCGCAACUGGCUCGCUUACUGAUAAGCCAAGCUCACCUAAGGACACUUCACGGCGGGACACAGCUCACUCUUCGUCAGCUCAGGACAGCUUACUGGAUCCUCGGAGGCCGAGCUCCAGUGCGCUCCUUCAUCCUUAAAUGCGUGAAGUGCGCUCGACAACGUGGGAUACGUGCUCAACAGCUCAUGGGACAGCUGCCACCAGCCCGACUCACCCCCGCUCGCGCCUUCCUCAACACGGGGGUUGAUUACGCCGGCCCCAUAUCGCUCCGGUCAUGGAAGGGACGGGGCCACAAGUCAUACAAGGGCUGGUUGGCUAUCUUUGUCUGUAUGACCACCUCAGCCGUGCAUCUCGAGGUAGUAUCAGACUACUCAGCUGAUGCAUUCCUAGCGGCAUACAGACGUUUCUCCAGUCGGCGCGGGAUCGCUCACACCUUAUUUAGCGACUGCGGUACCACCUUUCUCGGCGCUGAUGAGGAGCUCCGGAGGCUAUUCUUAGCAGGAUCAUCCGAAUCUCGACAGCUCGCCCAGCUCCUCAUUCAAGAUGGGACUCAAUGGUCCUUCAACCCUCCAAGCGCACCACACUUCGGAGGCAAAUGGGAGGCGGCAGUGAAGUCGGUGAAAUAUCAUCUCACCCGGACUAUUGGGGAGGAUCUGCUCACCUUCGAGGAACUCACCACCUUGCUCACCCAUGUUGAGGCAGUUCUCAACUCACGGCCGCUUGAACCGCUCACUGAUGAUCCUGAUGACUGCUCGGCUCUGACCCCCGGGCAUUUCCUCAUGGGCCAGGCUCCUACGACUCUUCCAGAACCAUCAUUAGAGAAUCUUAACAUCUCUAGACUCUCCCGAUGGCAGCUCAUCCAACGAAAUCUCCAAGGGUUCUGGAAGAGAUGGUCCACAGGAUAUCUCCAACGUCUACAGGCCAUAUCCAAGUGGUACCACCCGACUCACGACAUCAACGUCGGCUCCUUAGUCUUACUCACGGACGAGAGGUUUCCUCCAUCAAAGUGGCCUCUCGCCCGAGUGACCGCUCUACACCCUGGCAAGGAUGGGCUUACGCGAUACCAACGUCAAGGACCUAGAACCAUAUCAGCGCUACAGCUCGUCAGCUCAUUGGCCUUCACCUGGACUUCGUCAACCCUGACGGAUUUACGACCCGGCACGAUCAGCGAGGUCCACCGUGAAGAUGGAAGCACCCGGAUUGGACGGGAUUUACGACCCCCCCCAACGUCUCGGAUGAUUCCAAGCUUAGCCAGCACACCAAGGACCAGCUCUUCGGACAGCUACAGGGUCAUAUUGUUCAUCGACAGCUACUCUCAAGUUGCUGACGGCUGGGGAGGAUGUUGGAAUUCCUGGAAGCCGACAGGAUUCCAUUACUAA
Molecule: messenger RNA, 3024 nt
Organism: Diachasmimorpha longicaudata
Lineage: Eukaryota; Metazoa; Arthropoda; Insecta; Hymenoptera; Braconidae
Exons: 3
Coding region: 1-3024 (1007 amino acids)
Biological process (GO): DNA integration
Molecular function (GO): nucleic acid binding
Source: RefSeq, a predicted model, not a curated record